Molecule: messenger RNA, 2359 nt
Organism: Microtus oregoni (creeping vole)
Lineage: Eukaryota; Metazoa; Chordata; Mammalia; Rodentia; Cricetidae
Gene: Lax1
Product: lymphocyte transmembrane adaptor 1
Exons: 6
Coding region: 367-1596 (409 amino acids)
Biological process (GO): immune response; antigen receptor-mediated signaling pathway; lymphocyte activation
Cellular component (GO): plasma membrane
Source: RefSeq, a predicted model, not a curated record
GUUUCUCACAGAUCCUCUGGGCAGUUUGUCCCCCUGAGCCCUUCAUGUUCCCACCAACAGGCAGAAACUAGAGAGCCACCCCAGCUACUUCACACCGGGAGCAUCAACACCUGGAUGAGAGACAGCUGACUUUCUGCAGCGGGCACCACUCACCCCCAGUAAACCAAACCUGAUGCUUUUGAACCUUGUACCAACUCAGCCUGGAAUUUCACGUGAAGGUGGUUGUAUGCAAAAUACAUACCAAUUUGCCUUUUUUCCCUCUGAAUCAGCAACUUAGAAAGAGCCAAGGAAAGCGAAGCCAUAGAGACUAGUCAAUUCUGACCCCCAGAAGACUUAGAAGCUGCCAAGCCCCUAGAGGUUCCAGGGAUGUAUACCACCCCAGCCCCACCAGACGUCACCAGAAGGAACUCCUGGCCCAGCACUUUGCAGAGGACUCUUGGCGGCCUGGAAGGAAAGAAAGGCCAGACCACCAGCAUCUUCCCUGGCUUUCUGGCACUCAUGGUCAUCCUCCUGGUCAUCAUGGUGGCCUGCAUCCUGUGGCGCUGGAACAAACAGAAGAAGCGGAGAGUGCCUUACUUCCAAGUAGCUCCGUCUCUGACUCUGCCUCCACCCAGACAGAGAGCCAAAAAUAUUUAUGACUUCUUGCCCCAGCAACAGGCACAGUUGGGGAGACAUCAGUCGAAUGGCUUCAGUACUGAGAGCCUCCUCUCCAGAGAUUCUGACAGCCCUGAGCACGAGGCCUCUCAGGCACUCAGCUCCCUUCAGAUACACAGAGCUUCUGUUCAUGCCGUGGCGUACACAGUAGGCAUCUAUGACAAUGGCACAGUGCCCCAGAUGUGCGGGGACCUUGCCCCCUCAGCACCUUACAACAGUGUCAGAACCUCCAGAAAUAACUCCAGCAUUUCUUCCAGGGAGUCAAAUGAUUAUGUCAAUAUCCCUACAGCAGAGGAGACCAGUGAGGCUCUAACUGCUCCCAAAAGCACUCCUGAGAGUCACCGUGGUCUUCCCAGUGCCCAGAAGCUGGAGUUUGCUGAAGCAGGGCAUGCAGGCUCUGGGGCUGCCUCUGACCACACUGCUCUGUGGGCUCCAGGAAGUAAGCGCAGUGAUUCCCUCAGUGAUGGAGAAGCUUCAUCUCAGACUUCAAAUGACUACGUCAAUAUGACGGCUUUGGAUCUAGAGGACAUUCAAGAGUAUCAGCCCAGCAUGGCUCUUCAGUGCUGCAGGGAUUAUGAAAAUGUCCCAUCAGCAGAUCCCAACGGAAGCCAGCCGGAGACUCGGGAAGAAGUGACAUCUUCCAAUACGGAUCAUGGGGACCCUGUCUGGAGAGCCCUGUCCUCUGUGUAUUAUAUGGCGUUCCAGCCAUUUACACAGAGCGAGGAGAGUGAGGCGGCACAGGCAGAAGAGCAGUCAAGUGAAGACUCUAACGACUACGAGAAUGUGCUACCUGCCAACUUAGAAGGCAGGGACUGUGAACAGGGGCCUGGCGCUUGGCAUCAUUCUGAUGAGGGAACACCAAGCUACCUAGCUGGGAAGCCUGGUGGGGUGGCCUACCCUGCUGGGUCUUUAGCCACUGAACUCUCUAGCGAAGAAGCCUAGGUGCCCUGGCAUCCUAUUGGAUUCACUUGGCUUGGCUAAGGAAGCUGAGAGGAGCAGGCUGCAAAAAGGCAAAAGUUUAGGAAGCCGGGAGGAGAGAUCUCCUCAGGCAAGACUGCCGUUAGCUCUUAGGCCAGCUGAAGUCUUCCUGGGGAUAUCAGGAAAGGGAAAAGUGUGUAGCACUUAGAACAGGAUGGACAUGUAACACAGAUGAAAAUACCACCUUCACAAACACACGCCAAAAGGAGUGUAGGUCAUUUGUGAUUCAGGCAGGCCAAACGGAGGAACAGCUGGGGCUGGGCAAGCGAGUUCAAGUCUAAGAAGAACCGGUGAGGGUGUAGAACUACGGGAGCCCUGUUGCAGCUAGUGUGAUUGCAAACUUAUCUGAUGAACUAUUCAUUUCACUCUUAGGAACUGAAGCCGCUUUCCAGUGUAUGCCGGAGUUGUACAAAUAAGUUAAUCUGCUGGAGAUAAGGAAGGGCAGGUUCCCUGUAAAAUGGUUUUAUUAUAUGAACCUGAAUAUAUAUGGCCAUUUUUAUGCACACAUAAAGUGUGCUCUGAAAUGCCCGCCCAUUCCUUAAGACUUCCCUUCUCUCAUUCCUUCUCCUUCCCAUGAGACCUCUGCAUUCCCCUGUAUGGUCUCUCUUCCACUUUCCUACCAGCUAUGCAUAAAGAAUUUUAUGUAUGGGCUGGAGAGAUGGCUCAGAGGUUAAGAGCAUUGCCUGCUCUUCCAAAGGUCCUGAGUUCAAUUCCCAGCAACCACAUG